This is a messenger RNA of Pocillopora verrucosa, 3116 nucleotides long. Its product is annotated as SWI/SNF-related matrix-associated actin-dependent regulator of chromatin subfamily A-like protein 1. Gene Ontology annotation, biological process: replication fork processing; DNA repair. Gene Ontology annotation, molecular function: ATP binding; ATP-dependent chromatin remodeler activity. The record is from RefSeq and is a predicted model, not a curated record. Lineage: Eukaryota; Metazoa; Cnidaria; Anthozoa; Scleractinia; Pocilloporidae.
UUUCGAAGAUGAAACUUGUGUACAUCCGGUAUAAACUCAUUCAUUCCCCCUAGCUUUGAUUGAUAACAAAAUAGAUGUCAGCGGGAGGCUUAACAGCGGAUCAAAGGAGGAGAAUUGAAGAAAAUCGUCGAAAAGCUCUCGAGAAACGAGCGGCUCUUCAAAGUCAACGACAGCAGCAAAUUGCGCCGUCAGUAACGGAUGGAGCUGAUGGCAAAUUUGCUUCGAGUCGUAUGGUUACAACCUCUAGAGAGGAACGUUGUCUAUUUCCUCGGGGCAGCAGUAUAAAGUCAAGAGAACCACAGAGACAGGUAUCUUUGCAAUCUAGAGAAAAAUCGAGCUUGAAUGGCUCAAACGUUUUUGAGAACAAUUCAGCAGACUCCAUGGCCUCUGCAUCUAAAACCUACAACUCAGCAGGAUCGCUAAAUUCUUUUCAACGCUCGAUCUCCAAAUUUUAUCGUCCGCAGACCUCUUCCUCUUCAUUCACAAGAAAUUCUGAAACCAAAUUCACUAGUCCGUGUAAAUCGUCUGGGGCUACAGCAACCACGACCAAAUCAACUUCUUCAAAAAUAAGCCCAAGAGCAGGAACAUCAAAGCCAAAUACUGGUAACGUUGUGAAUUUUAAGGAGAAUUCAGAGAAGCCAGUGAAGGGUAACUGUGCACUGAUUAGCAGACAGAGAUUUACAGUUGUUGUUCCUUAUCAAGCACAACUCAUUGGAAUUUUUAAAACUUUACCAAGCAGAAAUUAUGAUGCAAAGACAAUGCAGUGGGACUUCUCUUUGACAGAUUAUGAAAAGCUCAUGCAAGCAGUUCAGUCUAUGCCCCCUCAUAUUACAGUGGAAGGAUUACCUAAAGCAGUGAGGUCAACUUUUUUAACUGCUACUCCAGGCACUCUGAAGGAAUUGCCAACCAGUGAUAUCAAUUUAAACUCUGUGGAUUACAAGCUUGUUAAAGCACUGAUGCCAUUUCAAAUAGAAGGAGUUAGUUUUGGAAUACGCCAUGAUGGAAGAGUGUUGAUUGCUGAUGACAUGGGUCUGGGAAAGACUAUUCAAGCAAUCUGUGUUGCAAGCUAUUAUCGGGCUGAGUGGCCCCUUCUUGUUAUUACACCAUCCUCACUCAGAAUAACUUGGCAGCAGGCCUUUAUCAAAUGGCUUCCCACUGUGGACCCAGCAGACAUUAAUGUAGUCCUUACUGGAAAGGACAAUCCCACUGCUGGGCUUAUCAAUAUAAUAAGUUAUGAUCUCAUGUCUAAAUGUGUAGAGGAGUUGAAAAAGAAACAGUUUAGAGUCAUUAUAGCGGAUGAAUGUCAUUUUAUCAAGAACUAUAAAGCCUCCAGAACCCAGGCAUCAUUGCCACUCCUUAAGGCAGCCACUCGUGUGAUCCUGUUAUCUGGAACCCCAGCUCUCUCGCGGCCAUUAGAGCUUUACACCCAGAUCUGUGCCAUCCAACCAGGAUUAUUUCCUACAUUUCAUCUGUUUGGAAUUCGUUACUGUGCUGGCCAACAGAAUCGGUAUGGUUGGGAUUUUUCAGGCGCAUCCAACAUGCAGGAGCUUCAACUACUUUUGGAGGAAAAGAUGAUGAUCAGACGUUUGAAGAAAGACGUUCUCUCUCAACUACCUUCAAAACGACGACAAAUGGUGCUGUUGGAUCCAUCACUUAUAAAGACCAAAACUUUGGAAAAGGCUGCAAAGGAGGUUUCUAAAGCUAAGCAACAAGAGCAACAUGGAGCUCUUCUCAACUACUUCUUUGAAACUAGCGCCAGCAAAAUUCCUGCGGUCAGAGAUUACAUACUCGACCUUCUAGAAAGCGGCCGCAAAUUUCUAGUUUUUGCGCAUCACAAAAAGAUGAUGGACGCCAUUACCAGUUGUCUCACUCAAAAGAAGUAUAAGUUCAUUCGUAUCGAUGGCAGUACGCCAGCCGGAAUUCGACAGAGUUUGUGUGAUCAGUUUCAGCAAAACAAGGAGUGUUUAGUCGCUGUUUUGUCAAUCACAGCCGCGAAUACAGGUCUGACUCUUACUGAGGCCAGCGCGGUUGUGUUUGCUGAACUCUUCUGGAAUCCUGGGGCGCUUGUCCAGGCAGAGGACCGUGUGCACAGAAUCGGUCAGAGGAAUUCCGUGAAUAUUCAUUACCUUGUUGCUAAAAAGACUGCCGAUGAUUACCUUUGGCCGCUGAUUCAAAACAAGUUGGAAGUGUUAGGUAAAGCAGGUCUUUCAGAAGACAUGUUAGAAGCUGACUGCACAUUCUUCAAGGAUCCAAGGCAACAGACCCUAUUUUCAUUUGUGGAAUCUUUCGUGGAAGAUUACGCGACUGUUAGCCCCUCAAAUAAAGCUAAGACCUCGACAUCAUUAAACAAUAACUCAGACUUUGAAAUGCAUACGGAGUCACUUGCUAUGGAAACAAGGCAACCGAAAGAUGGCGUAAGUGACGCAAGAAAAGGGACGAAAAAUGAAAGGAGUGCUUCAAAGACCGGAAGUAAGUUAACUGAUUCAGUUGAUGAUAAUUUUGAUUGGUUUGACGACAUUGGAGAUGAGGAAGAAGUAAGUGAUACCGCACUGUAUGAUACCAUAAGAAGUCAAGAGGCGCAGAGUGAGUCGAAGUGUACAGCUGUAACAGAACCUUCUGCUAAGAGACAACGGCGCUGAAAAGGACCCAUCCCUCAUUUUCUUCGUCUGAUGUAAAGGUGACAAUGUUUCUCUGUCUGAUGUGAAGUGCGUGACCGUUAACUAACGUUGUAUGGUAGAAAAGAAGACGUAACUGGACUAAAACCGGCUAUAAACCAAGUCUAUAUUUACCUAUUUCUUUCACGGUUGUUUUGUGAUGAGGUUUACGAAUAUUAACGUCGUUCGCUUUAUGUGACAAGUUCUCGCCGACAUUUUCAAAAUCUGUGCGUCAUGGUCGACGAACUUUAAAAAUAGAAAUUCCAACAACUUGAGCCGUGCCUCAGCAAUCCAAUAGAUAAAAAGCAGCAAACAAACUGUGAGCGUGUAGUAUUUAGUUCAUUGUAUAAAAUAGAAACAAAGGAGACAUACGGUAACCACAAAGAUUGCCAUUACAUAUAAGAUUUUCGUAUUUUUCAACUAGAGUGAAAGAAUUAUAAAUCCCAGAAAUUAAUUAAAAGA